Messenger RNA from Patella vulgata (common limpet), 1949 nucleotides. RefSeq names its product probable acyl-CoA dehydrogenase 6. Gene Ontology annotation, molecular function: flavin adenine dinucleotide binding; acyl-CoA dehydrogenase activity. The record is from RefSeq and is a predicted model, not a curated record. The transcript has 9 exons. NCBI's taxonomy places the organism in Eukaryota, Metazoa, Mollusca, Gastropoda, Patellidae. Gene Ontology annotation, biological process: fatty acid beta-oxidation using acyl-CoA dehydrogenase. The coding region runs from base 514 to 1833 and encodes 439 amino acids.
UUGGCGAGAUUGUAGGUUUGGGUUAGGGUAAGCAUUGGGGCUAGGUCCAGGGUUAGGGCUGGGAUUAGCGCUAGCCCCCUGUUUACAUCUCGUAACCCUUGACGAAAAAUUGAGCUAGCCUUAACCGUUAGUACUAACUGUCUUUGUGGAGAACGCUAGAUUGGGAGACUGUUCAGUUCAGUAUAUAUAUAUUAUAUAUAUAUAUAUAUAUAUAACGUCAUAUUAUGUGGAUUGCGGGUUAGGGCAAGGGUUAGGCUUGGGUUAGGGUUAGCGCUGUUUACAUCUGGAGACUUUAUCUGCAGGUCCUAACCCUUACCCUAACCCAAAUAUAUGACGUCAUAUGUGCUGAAAUUGACAGGACCGUCUUCGAUCUAGCGUUCUCAUGUCUUAGUUGUCACGAAUGAUUUUUAAAGAAUAAAGAUACAGACGUCUGGAUAAUUGAGCCUUAAUUUUUUUCCCUGUUUUCUACUUUUGUUUUGUUGUCAUAAAUCGUGAGACCAAAGUCCGACAAAAAUGCUGCAAACAAAGACAUUUGCAAGUAACAUAUUUAAAAGUCAAAAUGCCGAACGCCUGUCUCUUUGCCGAAGUAUAUUUUUAUGUCAAGAAGGCAAACAGAAGUCCGACCUGCAGAAAAGCAGCAGACAACAAUCUGGAAACAGCGACAGUACUAAAAUGACAGAUAUUAUUUACAACUCGGAUCAUAUGCAGCUAAAACAGUCAUUACGCAAGAUAAUAGAUCAAGAAAUCAACCCAUAUGUUGAUCAGUGGGAAAAGGAUGGUCAUUUUCCUGCUAAAACUGUUUUUAAGAAACUAGGUUCAGCUGGUUUUUUAGGAGUUACAAAACCAACAGAGUAUGGAGGACUAGGUUUAGAUUUUACUUAUAGUGUGGCAAUGGCAGAAGAAUUGGGUAACAUAAACUGUGGUGGAGUUCCCAUGGCAAUUGGUGUUCAAACGGAUAUGGCUACACCAGCACUAUCAAGAUUUGGAAGUGACAAAUUAAAGAAAGAGUUUUUAGAGCCAUCAAUAUCUGGAGAUAGUGUAGCUUGUCUGGGUGUUAGUGAAGUUGGAGCAGGAUCAGAUGUAGCAAAUAUUAACACAAGAGGGAGUAGACAGGGAGAUGAUUUAAUAAUAAAUGGAGGUAAAAUGUGGAUUACUAAUGGUACUCAGGCUGAUUGGAUGUGUUUACUGGCUAAUACUGGUGAACAAAAACAACAACAUAAAAAUAAAUCACUCAUAUGUCUUCCAAUGAAUUCACCAGGUAUAACAAUAGCUAAGAAGAUAGACAAAAUGGGGAUGAGAUGUUCCGAUACUGCACAGAUAUAUUUUGAAGAUGUCAAGGUUCCAAGAUCACAUAUUAUCGGAGAAGAAGGGAAGGGCUUUGUUUAUCAAAUGUUACAGUUUCAAGAAGAAAGAUUAUACGCUACUGCUGUUUUGAUAUCUCCAUUGGAGAAUAUAAUACGCGAAACAGCUAAAUAUACACUACAACGUGAAGCAUUUGGUAAACCGCUUCUUAGUAACCAGGUUAUACAUUUUAGACUGGCUGAACUAGAGACUGAAAUCGAGUUAUUGAGAUCUUUAUUAUAUAGAACUGUAGCUUUAUAUAUAGCAGGUAAUGACGUUACUAAACUAGCGUCUAUGUGUAAGUUAAAGUCGGGACGAUUGGCUAGAGAAUUGAUCGACAGCUGUUUACAAUAUUGGGGUGGAAUGGGAUUCACCAAUGACGUAUUAGUUAGCAGAUUGUACCGAGAUUUUCGGUUGAUAUCUAUAGGCGGGGGCGCAGACGAGGUUAUGUUAUCUGUGAUUUGUAAAUAUCUUAACAUCUUACCUAAAUAAUCCACAUAUUGCUGAUAUUGUCAUUGGGCAAAAUAUAUUACCACUCUGAGUAAUUAUUGUAAAGGCGUAUUGAUUAUUAUGAACUUAAUAAAACGGAUGUAUUUUUUUUCUUUUAA